Molecule: messenger RNA, 1047 nt
Organism: Lycium barbarum (goji berry)
Lineage: Eukaryota; Viridiplantae; Streptophyta; Magnoliopsida; Solanales; Solanaceae
Product: bidirectional sugar transporter SWEET5-like
Exons: 6
Coding region: 182-868 (228 amino acids)
Biological process (GO): carbohydrate transport
Cellular component (GO): membrane
Molecular function (GO): sugar transmembrane transporter activity
Source: RefSeq, a predicted model, not a curated record
AAAGAAAUUAAGUUUUUCCCUUGUAGAUUAGAUAGAUAAGUAAACCUCGUUUAGAAAGGAUUGGCUUAAACGGAUAAAAUAGGAGUAGAUGAAAGAAACGUAAGAAGUAAGAUGGGAUCCCUAUUUUAAACUCUGGAUUACUACACUUGUCUUGUUUUCUCUUUCUCAAAGGCAACCGAAGAUGAGUCUAGAUCAUAUUCGUCAUAGCGUCGGCAUUCUCGGCAAAAUCUCAUCUGUUUUUCUCUUCGCUUCGCCAAUGCCAACAUUUAAACGAAUCAUCAAAAACAAAUCGGUAGAGGAGUUCCACCCGUACCCAUACCUAGCAGCUGUAAUGAACUGUAUGGUGUGGAUUUACUACGGCAUGCUUUUUGUUCAUCCAUACAGCAUUCUUGUUGUCAUCAUCAACAGCGUUGGUCUCUUCUUCCACUUGUCUUAUCUUUCUAUAUUUUUCUGCUACACCGUCAAAAGAUAUCGGCUAGAGAUAGUUGUCAUAUUGUUAGCGGAAAUAGUGGGCGUGGCCGCCAUCAUAGCUGGAACCAUGCUAGGCUUGCACACCUACGCAAGUAGAUCCAUGGUCGUGAAAAUUCUCGCUACCUUCUUUGGAAUUCUUAUGUAUGCAUCCCCUCUAUCAAUCAUGCUCAAGGUAAUCAAAACAAAGAGCGCUGAAUUCUUGCCAAGGCUGCUUUGCAUAGCAGGCUUCCUUAAUGGAAUCUGCUGGCUCAUCUAUGCUCUCUACAAGUUUGACCCCUACAUCUUGGUUGGAAACGGAGUUGGAACACUAUUAGCUUAUGUUCAGCUGGUAUUGCUCCAUAUUUACCAGAAGCCAUCUAUCGUGGACCGCUCGCACUUGCAGGGGCGGAGCCAGUAAGGGGGGGCCGAAUCCCCUUCGGUGAAAAAUUACACUGUGUAUCUAAGUUUAAAAUUAUUUUUUAUGUAUAUAUAGUAGACUAGUUUCUCACCACGUGCGUUGCACGUGCAUGCCGAGUCAUGUAAUGCAUGAUUUUGUGAAAUAAUAGCUUUAUUAAUAAAAAUCUGAAUAAAUAACUA